Messenger RNA from Podospora anserina S mat+, 681 nucleotides. RefSeq lists its product as uncharacterized. Gene Ontology annotation, biological process: 'de novo' IMP biosynthetic process. Gene Ontology annotation, cellular component: cytoplasm. The transcript has 2 exons. Gene Ontology annotation, molecular function: phosphoribosylglycinamide formyltransferase activity. NCBI's taxonomy places the organism in Eukaryota, Fungi, Ascomycota, Sordariomycetes, Sordariales, Podosporaceae. The coding region runs from base 1 to 681 and encodes 226 amino acids. The record is from RefSeq and is a predicted model, not a curated record.
AUGUCAGACCCCUGCAAAAUCCUCGUCUUCGCCUCAGGCAACGGCUCCAACUUCCAAGCCCUCAUCGACGCCGUCUCCUCGGGCGCCAUCCCCAACUCCAAGAUCAUCCGCCUCAUCGUAAACAAGAGCAAAGCCUACGCCACCACCCGCGCUGACAACGCCGGCAUCCCCUGGGAGUACUUCAACCUCAUCUCCCACGGCUUCCGCCAAAAGGGCGAGACCGACCCGGCCAAGCUCCAGGAGUCAAGAGACAAGUACGAUGCCGCCCUCGCGGAGAAGGUGCUCAAGGGGGAUUACAAGCCCGACCUGGUGAUUUUGGCCGGGUGGAUGUAUGUCUUUGGAAAGGCUUUCUUGGAUCCGCUUGAGGCGGAGGGGAUCAAGAUUAUUAACUUGCAUCCUGCGCUGCCAGGCAAGUAUGAUGGCACCAAUGCUAUUGGGCGGGCGUUUGAGGACUUUAAGGCCGGCAAAUUGGAGGACAACAAGACGGGUAUCAUGGUGCAUUAUGUCAUUGCCCAAGUUGACAGGGGGGCUCCUAUUCUGGUGAAGGAGAUUGAGUGCCGCGAGGGCGAGGAGUUGGAGCAGCUGGAGCAGAGGAUACAUUCUCACGAGCAUGAGCUGAUCGUUGAGGCGGCUGCCAAGGUGGCAGGUGAGAUCCUGGACAAGAAGAACAAGACACAAUAA